This is a messenger RNA of Suillus paluster, 2218 nucleotides long. RefSeq lists its product as uncharacterized. The coding region runs from base 314 to 2176 and encodes 620 amino acids. The record is from RefSeq and is a predicted model, not a curated record. Lineage: Eukaryota; Fungi; Basidiomycota; Agaricomycetes; Boletales; Suillaceae. The transcript has 16 exons. Gene Ontology annotation, molecular function: GTP binding.
CUGCCCCCAUGAUGCGGCCACUGACUGUUCUGUGCGUGAACCUAUCGACCCUACUAAAACCCUACUACUAAUUUGUCUCCAUAUGUAGUAUCGAUACACAUCACCCUUGGGCCUCAAGGCCUUAUCGAUCAUCGACAUCAACCAUUCCAGCCCAAUUUUCAGGCUGUUUUCAAUUUUGGGCCUUCUUCUCUUCACCCACAUGUUUCCAUUUCAUGAUGACGACCAAAGUGUUGGCCGUGAAUACAUACCGUACUGGCCCGGGGAACACCAUGAGGCAUUCACGAGGUUACCUCACUUUUGGCGCAGCUGACGCAUGACCCGCGCUCAACCUCUAGCUCACACCGCCGUUCCCUGUCCACUCCACAUCUCCGGCGUCUCUGUCGAUUUCAGCAGGUCGAGAAAGAAUGUAGAAUCUGCUCAAGUCCGAAUCGGCAAAUUGCACAUGCCAAUCGCCGAACGCGGUCCAGGAAAGGCUUGGCGACAGACAUUUUCUCCGCCCAUGAAGCUUUCUGUUGGAGAUUCAUUUUCCGUACGUAUACACUACAAGAAAUGGUUAGGCAUGAAGGCCGAUCAUGAAGACAUUGCUUUCGAACUGGAAGACAUGUUCCGCGUGUCUGGUUCAGAACACGACAGACAAGAAUACAACAAGAUUCACAAAAAAUUCAGGAUAGUCAUCAAACUUUCCGGUGACGCAACCACCGAAGUAGGAUCCAUGUCGGAUCUCCAGCCUACCACUGACGAAAUCAUUCGGAUUUGUCCUCGGUUCCGAAUUCUGGUGAUAGGAAAGACCGGCGUUGGCAAGUCCUCGUUGAUCAACCUCGCAUUUGGGGUGCAAAACGCGCUCACUUCGCAUGAUAAGGCGGGCGAAGCCAACAUCAACACCGAGUUCAUAUCACGACAGAACGAGCGAUUCGUUCUCCACGAUAGCAAAGGUUUCGAACCAGGCGGAGAUGACAACCUCACUAUAGUCAAAAAAUUCAUCGAAAGUCGGAGAAAGAUGCCUGAUCUGAAAGAUCAGCUGCAUGCUAUUUGGCUUUGUUUCGAAAUACCCCGCGAAGGCGGGCGUUUACUCGAGACUGGUACAGAGGAAUUCCUGACAUUAAAGCGUGAGGGCGCGCUGGGAAACAUCCCCGUCGUCGUCGUUCUCACUAAAUUUGACAUGUUCAUCGACCGCGUGGAUCACACCCUGGAUGAAUCCUUGCUCGAAGGAUUGAGCAACAGCGCGAUCCACGAACUCAUCACGAAGAAAGCGGAUACCGAGCUACAGGAGGUCUGCAUCGGACCCCUACAGCAAUUUGCAGGGUCUGACAUCCCCUACGCCACGGUCUCUACCAAGGAAGACCACAAAGAAACACUAGCCCAUCUUAUCGAGACGACUGAAAGCCACGUCCGACAGAAUUUUCCGUCCGAGGCGUGGGUGAUGACCUCCAUCGCUCAACGAGUGGACCCUGGACUCAAAAUCAAGGCCUCGAUAGAGGUCGGCAAGAGAAAAUAUUGGAAAGCGCUCGUAUCAAGCGCAGCAUUCAAGAACCGAACGACAUGGAGCUGUCUGGGUGUGGUUCAUACUGACAUCAUUGCUGUGUGGAACUUCCAAGACCCUCAUAAAUACUUAGACAGCCCCGAAUUCAGGACAUUGAUGGUUAACCUGGUGGAUAAGAAGAUAGAAACUGGACCUACAGCUGAUCCUAGCAGGACCAUUGCUAUCGGGCUUUCCAUGGUGGGUACUAUCGCGGGCAUCAUGUCUGCCCUGGCGGGACCAGCGGCUCCCAUCGUGGUGCCGAUCGUGGCGGGCGUCGUACUCGCCGUAUGGGUUCAUGACGUGUACCAGCAGUCCUGCGUGGUGCUUCAGCGCUUCAUGACAUAUAUCGUCGACUUGACCCUUGUGUUGCAGACACUUUAUCUUGUGUCGGAAAGCAAGGAACUAUCUCGUAGGGCCAUCAAGCUCGCUGUCGCUGCCUAUCAUGCCUCACCAACGAGCGAAGAAGUUCAUGCUGGAAUUCGGAAGUAUGACCGGGACUUGACACUCCUGGCGCGCGCGGAUCGUGAUGCCUUGGAUAAAAUCAUCGAGUUGAUGCAACUGUAUAGCAUCGAUGCCGCGACAAUUUUCGACCUUCGGAAACAGAUUCCAGUUGUUGGUUCAUUACCGGAUGAAUUGUGGGAAGACGUCAAGGCAUAGAUCUCAUUCUUUCCUUUGAGUAUGAUUUGCAGUUCUGGCAGG